Sporisorium graminicola is the source of this 825-nucleotide messenger RNA. RefSeq lists its product as uncharacterized. Gene Ontology annotation, molecular function: RNA binding. NCBI's taxonomy places the organism in Eukaryota, Fungi, Basidiomycota, Ustilaginomycetes, Ustilaginales, Ustilaginaceae. The transcript has a single exon. The record is from RefSeq and is a predicted model, not a curated record. Gene Ontology annotation, biological process: RNA processing. Gene Ontology annotation, cellular component: nuclear exosome (RNase complex); cytoplasm. The coding region runs from base 1 to 825 and encodes 274 amino acids.
AUGGAAGCGUCAACUUCAUCACUAGGCAGACUGCUGCUUCCGGGACAACCUGUCUUUGUCUCGUCCUCGUCCAAAGCGAAACUCGAGCUCGGCACAGGCACAUACGCCCGAGGAGACUAUAUCCUCUCCUCGCUUGUUGGGUACGAAACUCGCACGCCCUCCUCCUCCUCCUCUAACGCAUCUGCAUCUGCAUCUACACCAAUCAGUAAAUCCACACCAUCCGCUUCUAGAACCGAGAUCGUCUCGAUCAGCGGUGUAGAAAACCGCUUCGUCGUGCCGCGACCCGAUUCCACCGUCAUCGCCCGCGUCACGCGCGUCACCCCGCGCCAAGCCUACCUCUCCAUCCUCAUCGUCGACGGCCAACCGUGCGGCUCGUCCUCCUCCACAUCCUCCACCUUUGUCCAGUCCGGACUGGGCAACCACGCAGCCGGCGAGGGCGAAGGCGUCGAUUUCCAAGGCGUCGUUAGAUCCCAAGACGUACGCAGCACCGAAAAGGACAAGGUCAAGCUGGCCGACUGCUUCCGCCCCGGCGACAUUGUUCGCGCGACCGUGAUUAGCUUGGGCGACGCGCGCAGCUACUAUCUCUCUACUGCCGGCAACACUUUGGGCGUGAUAUAUGCCAUGAGCGCUACGUCGGCCAGCGCUACCACCGACGCCGAGGCGAACGAGACUGAGGCAGCCACAGCGACAGCGGUGACAAGCGUAGGCGGCGCAGGCUGGAAUAUCAGCGGCAACCCCAUGGUCCCCAUCAGCUGGAAUCAAAUGAUCGACCCCGUUACAGGAGUCGUCGAGAACAGAAAGUGCGCUAAACCAGACUCGCUCUAG